AUGGAUAGUAGCUUUAACGUAACGUCACCGUCGUAUUACGAAAUUCUCGGCGUCGCCGUUAAUUCUUCGGAGGAGGAGAUACGACGGGCUUAUCGCAGAUUGGCUAUGAGAUGGCAUCCUGAUCGGUGGACGAAAGAUCCUUCUUGUUCUGGAGAAGCUAAACGAAGAUUCCAGCUAAUUCAAGAAGCUUAUUCAGUGUUGUCGGAUCAGAGGAAAAGAAGUUUGUACGAUUUGGGACUUUAUGAUAAUGAAGAAGAUGAGGGAUACUUUGAUUUUGUUGAAGAGAUGGUUUCACUCAUGGCUCAAACAAGAAGAGAGGAGAAGAAAUAUAGCUUGGAGGAGUUGCAGACAAUGGUUAAUGACAUGUUUUAUGAGUUCCAGUCAGAGCCUAUGUUUCAGAAUCAAUCGAUGGAGAUGAAUUUCGACUUGAACCAACCGGUAGAUUGGCAUUCGCAGAUGUCUAUACCGUUUUCGAAAUUCGAGUUCUGUUCUCAGAGCGGCUACUGUAACUAG
Messenger RNA from Arabis nemorensis, 513 nucleotides. NCBI's taxonomy places the organism in Eukaryota, Viridiplantae, Streptophyta, Magnoliopsida, Brassicales, Brassicaceae. The record is from the annotation of a GenBank genome assembly.